GUGCGCCAUCUUGUACCCGCACUGCGCGAGUGGAGAAGGUUGUGGCAGUUGUUGAGUUUAAUAUAUAUUAUUCUAUUUACAAGCGUUGGACGCCUACUUUAAUUUGAUACAACCUUAAUUUGAAACAGAGCACAUUUUGAAAUGGCUACGGGAGCAAAUGCAACCCCUCUGGGGAAGCUGCACCCGAGUAUUGGCGCUAAACGAGGGUUUGAAGCCGGGCCCGGUGCGGGGUUAAUGCCUACACCGGGGCCGCCUGUGUCCUUUCCCUCGCUACCGAAUUUUCAGCCCCCAAUUCCAAACGUCUCUUUCCCGCAAGUUCACCCAGUAUUUACUGCGGUGGCUGCUUUUCCCAACCCGCCACAACCACCCCAAGGAGCAGGAAUGCAGUCUCAGUCAGGUAAGCCAGGCUAACUAAUUAGAGAAAGGUCUGGAGUGUAGGGCUGUAUGCGCGAGGCUAAUGUGACGUGUUGGGCUGAGCUAGCUAGCUAGAGAUCUUUCAGACGCUGAUAGCUAACGUUAACUAGCUGAUCAUUCUACGUUUACGUGAAACAUUGCAACUUCAGACAUGCAUCUUAUCACCCUGGCAAGUGAAGUGAACAAGAUAAAGAUAGCUAUCCAUGUAUUAGUAAUAGUUAACAAACAAUGCGCGGUAGUUACUUUUAGCUGCGUAACGUUACUAACUUAACAUUUAGCUAGUUGUCUGUUAAGACAUUUGGAAAUUCAGUCAACAUGUAUAAAGACUCAAGUUGAGAAUACUCUCUAUCUCAUCUGUCAGACUUCGGUCAGAAAAAAGCCAGGAAAAGGAGCCGCUGGAAUAGUGAGACACCCGACCAGAAGACAGUCAUUCCUGGCAUGCCCACCGUCAUCCCGCCUGGACUGACUCGGGAUCAGGAGAGGGCCUAUAUAGGUAACCAUCUUGUACACUACUGUAUAACAGAACUGUACUGUAAACUGCACUGUACUAGUGUUUAGAUUUACAGGAAAUAUGUAAAGUCAAGGGGUGUUACUGUAGCGUGUUCUUCUUUACCUGACCCUGUGGGAUCCAAUUGCCAUGAUUUCCUCACGUUGUGCAUAUUGAAAUGUUAUGCUUAUUAGUUCAUGCCAUGUUUGCUACAUUUCAUCAGUUUAUUGAAUCAUAUAACAGGACAUGUUGGGUCACUCACUGGUAGAGCAGGGAGACUGAGCAAAGUCCAGACUGGUGCAUAACCCCAAACUGUUUGAAAUGCAUUCAUCAAGAUGAUUCAAGUACAGUAUUUGCCAAUACAUUGACACAGCUUUGUCAAAAAUGUAGCAACUGAAGCUAUAAUUCAAAAUCAUAUUGCUCUAACGAAAUUCAGUAUUCUAAUCCACUGAGUAUACUAACUUAUUGAUGUGGAGUGUGAAGGAAGGCCAUUGCCCUAAGACAAGGAGGUACAAUAAUGUGGUUCUCCUAUAGCAAGUUUUUUGUGGCAUUAAGGUUUGCAUACCACUGGAAAUCCAUUAGCAAAUCAGAAAGGUGUCACUGCUUGCCGUGUAUUGUUUUGGGCUGCAGGUCACUGUCCCCUUGUACUUCACCAACUGCCCAGGCAUGAAGGGGUCUACAUUUACAUUUUAGUCAUUUAGCAGACGCUCUUAUCCAGAGUGACUUACAGUUAGUGAGUGCAAACAUUUUCAUACUGGCCCCCUGUGGGAAACGAAGCCACAACCCUGGCGUUGCAAGCGCCAUGCACAACAAACUGAGCUACAGGGGACUAUACCCAUGUUGUCCUUGUAACAUGCAAAAUUAUUCCUCGAUCAUACAUGUGAGUUUAACGUGUGAGCAAUGACGAAAGCAUCAUACUCAUUUCCAGUGUAUCCUUUAAAAUAGGCACUCAUCUGGAUGUUUUCAGACCAAAUUAGUUUAAGAAACAGUCGGCUUGACGCUAAAUGCCUUUCAGCAGUAGUGUAACACCACCAAAUUGGCUUUAAACACUUGUAGGGUGUGUGAAGCAGGUGAGUCUACCCCUCAAUAACAGAAUGGGUUAUCAAUGUCAUUGUUAAUGGUUGGUCUUCCUUGGUAUGUAAACAUUCAUUUCUGCCAGGGUUGGGCGGUAUCCAGAUUUUGUAUUUCUUGGUCCAGGAGGGGAUUGAUCGUCUGCUGUAACCAAGAAGCUUGAUCUUGCAAGCUAGCCACUUAGCUAGCAAGUUAGCAAACCAAAUGCAUAGCUGGAGCCCUGAGCUGGAUAAAUUAUUUGGCACAUCUUAGAUUGUUAACUUAAAAUUAUAAGCAAUUUCAUCUUUUUUUACGGUAUUGAAAAUCAUACCGUCUGUAUUUCAAAAUACCUCAGUAUAUGGCAUACCGCCCAAGACUAAUUUGUGCCUACCUUCUGUUCUCACUUCUAUGUUUACAUUGCUCAUUCAAAACAAGAACUGAAAAAAACAGUCCAAAGGGAUUUGUUGGAAGCACGUAAGAUGAAAUAGCAGUGAAAUAUCAAUUCACAUGGGCUGUCUUCAACUCUGGCAUUGUUUCUCAAUUAAACAAGAAACUUAAUAAUUGAGUCAUUGUUGAAUCUUGUCCGGAAGGGGUGGGAGUUUUUGGCAGUUGGGGGGGAUAGGGUUAAAUUCGGUCAAUAUCCCACAUAGACAGAAAUGUGCAUGUGAUGAGUGAUUUUAUGUUUGUUCCUUCUCAUUUUACAUAACAAAUAGCUCCUCAGCUGUAGCUCUACAGCAGUGCAGAGAGUGACUCUUCAACUUUAUUGAUGUAUAUUGUGUUAGUCCUACUUGUGGAUCAGGUUUCCCUUUUAUGCCAAAGCCACAUUCAACUACCGUCUUAUGACAAUGAUAUCAAAUUUAAGUUAAUCUUGAAUUGAUUGGGGUGGGGUUUGGAAUGUGGUUAAUUUAUGCUGGCGGGCAUCGAAAGGAACCCUGCUCUAAUGAUCCACUCCAAAAUGUUGCUGUAUAAACCCUUCAUUACUGGGAUGCCACAUUUUUCAUCCGUGCAUUUGUAAAACAUCCUGGAGCUUGUUUACUGUUGACGACAGUUCACUUUCAGUUCAAUGAAUUGGCUCUAGAGUUUUGCAUGGUCAUUUUGGUACCUCCGUUUCCCAGAAAUGAAGAAGGGUUUUUACUCAUGUAGAAUAUUUGCUGAAAUUCAAAGUACAUUUUAUUCCCCUUGUAUUUUCAUGUAAAUGAUUCAUCAUUCUUUGUAGUCAUGUGUUUUUGCCUCUCAAACAAAUGAGACAGUGCUUGAAUUUAGAUUGCACUGUCUCCAGUUUAAUGUUAUUGUUGUAACCACAUUUCUCUCCACCCUUCUUGUUUUUCUUUCCUAACCUGAAUUCUUCCAGUCCAACUGCAGAUCGAAGACCUGACUCGUAAACUGCGUACAGGAGACCUGGGAAUCCCUGUUAACCCUGAGGACAGGUCGGGAAAAGUUUUAAACCCACGAACAGUAACAUUUUCUCUACCUUCUUGUCGUUCUUUUGACGCCAAAUGUUGGUCUUUGGUAAAAUUAUACAUAUUUCUCAGAAGAUGCUUUAGGUCCUGAAGUUUAGUAGGUUUAGUAGCCACUGUGAGGACUAGUUAUUAUCCAGCAGUGGUAGUGCCAUAAUAUAACAUAGUAGCUUCAUUUUGUCACCUGAUAUGCUUCUCCUUCCAGUAGUAUUCAGGGAUGUCAUACUUCUAGGUGCUUAUAGUCACAACUUCCAGGAUGACUGAAGACUAAAGUUUUGCUCAGAAUACAUUUUGAAGUAUUACUUUUCAGUGUGACAUCCCAAUCUGCAGGGUUGGGUAGGUUACUUUGUAAAUGUAAUCCGUUAGUUACUAGUUACCUGUCCAAAAUUGUAAUCAGAAACGUACCUUUUGGAUUACCCAAACUCUGUAACGUACUUUUAGAUUACUUACCCCUUAAGAGGCAUUAGAAGAAGACAAAAAGGACCCAUCAAAACAUUUGGUGUGUCAUCAUAGUGGUCUCUGACUUGUGGUCAGUCUCGCUCAGGUGGAACAAACUCAAACUUGCACCUUUUUUCAAUGCUGAAUUGAAUGUCAUUGAGAAAACAGAAAGGUGUCAUAAUGUACAUUUUAGUCAUUUAGCAGACGCUCUUAUCUAGAGCGACUUACAUUAUUGCAUUAAUCUUAAGAUAGUUAGGUGAGACAACAAAUCACAAUCGUAGCAAGUACAUUUUCCCUCAACAAAGUAGUUAUCAGAAAAGACAAGGGCAUAUGUGUGUGUAUAACUAAACAUUUUUAAACUACCCAACCCUGCCAAUUUGUUAGAUGUAGCUUUUAAUUUAUGAAUUGGUAGGAAUCUAAAUUGGAAGGAGUAAAAAGUGGUAAUUAUAUCAACCUUAUGGCUCUGAGUUGUUAUGGUGUGCUGUGAAGUUACCAUGGUCACCUCUCUGGUUAACUUGGUGUUCAAGCAUUUCCAGUUUAUGUUUAUACCCAUCCAAAUGAGCCUCGUUAGAGUUUCUAUUCUUAUAAUAUUCUUAUAUUCCAUAAUUAUUUUCUUAUACUUAAAUGGUAUCAUUGUCUCCUGACAGAUGGCAUUAUUACUAUGCUUUACUUUGUGCUCUGUCAAAAGACAAUUGCCUUCAUAUUCUGAACUCCCCUAUGUAUUUAUUUGGACAAUGAAGCUAAAAUGUUUAAUUUGGCUCUACACUCCAGCAUUUUGGAUUUGGUAUCAAAUGUUUUAUGAGGCGAAAGUACAGAAUGUCACCUUUUAUUUGUGGGGAUUUUCAUACAUAUCUGUUUUACCGUUUAGAAAUGAAUGAACUUGAUGUAUGUAGUCUCCCCCCCCCCCUCAUUUGAAAGUGUAUAAACAGUUUUCAGUGGGGUAUGAGCCCGGUUGCAUAAAACAUCAUAAGUGUUUGCCUUAAGGAAUACUUUUCCCUUGUUUAAGGGUGUUGCAUAGAGCCCCUCAAAAAUGUCCUUAGGUAAGGGCAUACUUAAGGGGCUAUACAGUAGUUUGAAGGCAUGUAUGGCAGAAAGAGUAUCUGGUUACCAUGGAGAUGGCCUGAUUCACUGACUAAACAUUUCAUCAAAGAGAUCGCUUUCAUUUUGUGAGAUAGCGAAAUAGAACUUUAACAGUCAAGACAGGAUAACCACAUUGCUUCAGAAGAUAAUAAACCACGUUUCUUGUAGUUACUUUUUUCUCAACUUGUUUUCUAGUACGUCAAGGUAGCUUACAGAAUAGCUAUAGCUAACCAGCCAGCUAGCUUUGUAACAAUGGAUUGUGCACCUUCCAUUGUUUAGCUAAAUUGCUAGCUGGUUGAUGUUUUCCUUUUGUAACCAGAGCAGAUGAGAUCAACAUUCACCUCCACAAAUGCUGUUUACAUUGAUAUCCAUACAUAAUGAAGCAGUUAAGGGACGUCAUAGGCACCCUUAACUUUUUCCCUUAAUUUAAGGGGGAAAUUCACCUUAAAUGUUUUGUGCAACUGACUUAAAGUUAAGGAAACUUUUAAGGGAAAAGAUAUGGGGGAAAUUAACUUAGAUGUUUUAUGCAACCAGGCCAUGAUCUUUGUUCCAUUGUAACUUUCUCACUCAUCAUUAUUCACAGUUCAUUCAUGAUUAUCCAGAAUCAUGGUAGCAUCCACCUGAAUCUAGACGUGUUCAAAAAAACAUGAUAUUCUAAUUUACAAUAUAAGUGACUACAAAAUUGCACAGUACAUUAUUUAUCAUUCAGUUCCUAUUGGGCAAAACAAACCCGAAACACAAACUGCGAAUGCAUCCAACAAGUUUGACGAGCCACAAGCUUGAUGUAGUGUGCUAGGAAUAUGGAACCAAAUACUACACUUUUGACUACUUUAAUACGCUAUAAGGGAAUUUGGCCAAAUACUUAUAUAUAUUUAUUCAAAUGGAGGGACUAGAUGCAUAAAGUGCCUUCAUUACUAAACGGUAGAUGUAUGAAAAUACCCCCAAAUAAAAGUGUACAUUUUGUACUGUCGCCUCAUAUGAAACAUCCAAUCCAAAAUUCUGGAGUAUAGAGCCAAAAAAAAAAAAAGUAAAUACGUAGGGGAGUGUAUAUCACACUUACUAUAUAUUUCCUACUGCCUUAGCUGUGACCUCUUGUAUUUAUCUUUUAUCAUUUGUUGACUAUAAUUGAGUUAAUAUGUCCACAUGUGCAUCCUGGUUUAGCCAUUUUCUGUCAACUCAGAUGUUGACAAUGUGUUUGUGAAUUUUUUAGAAUGCAUCUUAGAUGAACAACAUUUCUCCAACUUAAAAGUAGGUUUGGGUCAAUACUUAUGACUAAGUUGAUCUAUUAUUGAUUUAACAUCUUAUUAUGAUUGCUUAUAAUGUUGAAUAUUUGUGAUUGCCAGAAUGCAUAUUUCUCCUUUUGAUAGUCAUGUAGCUGUAAGUUAAAGUGAGUAAGUAGACCUAGAUCUAAUAUCUUAAAUAGUUAUAUAAAGAUAUACAGACUAACUAGGACAAGUUUGGUUUUCAGUAAUGGGGUUUCUUUAGAAUAACCUGUUUCUGCCAGUGCUUGACUUUAAUCCUAAUGUGUUACCUUUUUUUCUUGGCUUGUCUCGUCAAUUCAAAUGGUCCAACCAUUGUUAGAUUCCACCUGAAACCUGACAAAUUAACUUUUAACCGUUGGGUGUUUUUCCAUGGUCAUUAAUGGGUUUUCCAUAAUGAAGCUUCCCGAAGUUCCGCCCAGUGGGUUCGACAGUAUUCCAGGCGGAACUUUGAGGCUCUGGAGGAGAAACCCCUCUGAUCCUGACUAUUCCGGAACGACACAGAUUGGCUCUGACACUGUAGUAGUCUGCAUAAGCAUCUAUUAUUCCAGCAGGAAAUGUCAUAUUGUGUGAGAUUGAUAUCUCUUUGUUGGCCACAGUCCCUGUCAUCUGUACUUGACAUAGUUUCAUUAUAAUCUUAAUCAGAUAUUUCCACAGCGACAACAAAAAGCUCAUCGCAGGACGCUAAUAUUGUCACUCCAACAAAUAACGGGAGUGUUUCAGGUUGUCACCGGUGGAAAUUUCAAGAUAUAAAAAGAGAACCCUUUCCUCUAUUUCGAUUUUUCUACUUUUCCUCUCCUGAAUUGUUCAUCGACCAAAUGUUAGCUCUCUUGUGGGAGAGCGCACAAUGAAAAGGGUUAACAUCUAAUCAUAAUUCAUUUUCUCUAACCCCAAAUUACCCCUCGCCAACUUAACCUUUUUCAAGCGCAGAGCCUCUUUAACGCAGCGAAACAGGUUUUCAGGUGUUCCAUCCAAGGGGAGGUAUGGACCUGGCUUAAACACCCUCCACCUCAGCAUCCAAUAUGGCACCGUCCGACUCCCAAAGCCAGCGGUUCCUUGAGGAAUGCUUCCUUUUUUUUUUUAUUGCCCACCCCCUUCCCUUUACAACCUGUAUGCAGGAUUAUUUUUUCUUUUUUUCUUCUAUACUGAACAAAAAUAUAAACGCAAAAUGCAACAAUUUCUAAGAUUUUUCUGAGUUACAGUUCAUAUAAGGAAAUCAUUCAAUUGAACAAUUCAUUAGGCCCUCAUCUAUGGAUUUCACAUGACUGGGAAUACAGAUAUGCAUCUGUUGGUCACAGAUACCUUUAAAAGAAAAGGUAGGGGGGCGUGGAUCAGAAAACCAGUCAGUAUCUGGUGUGAUCACUAUUUACCUCAUGCAGCGUGACAUCUCCUUUGCAGAGUUGAUCAGGCUGUUGAUUGUGGCCUGUGGAAUGUUGUCCCACUUCUCUUCAAUGGCUGUGCGAAGUUGCUGGAUAUUGGCGAGAACUGGAACACGCUGUCGUACAUGUCGAUCCAGAGCAUCCCAAACAUGCUUAAUGGGUGACAUGUCUGGUGAGUAUGCAGGCCAUGGAAGAACUGGGACAUUUUCAGCUUCCAUGAAUUGUGUACAGAUCCUUGCGACAUGGGGCCGUGCAUUAUCAUGCUGAAACAUUAGGUGAUGGCGGUGGAUGAAUGGCACGAUAAUGGGCCUCAGGAUCUCGUCACGGUAUUGCUGUGCAUUCAAAUUGCCAUUGAUAAAAUACAAUUGUUCAUUGUCCCUAGCUUAUGUCUGCCCAUACCAUAACCCCACACCCAUCAUGGGGCACUCUGUUCACAAUGUUGACAUCAGCAAACCGCUCCCACACGACGCCAUGCACGUGGUGUGCGGUUGUGAGGCCGGUUGGAUGUACUGCCAAAUUGUCUAAAAUGACGUUUGAGGCGGCUUAUGGUAGAGAAAUUAACAUUCAAUUCUCUGGCAACAGCUCAGGUGGACAUUCCUGCAGUCAGCAUGCCAAUUGCAUGCUCCCUCAACUUGAGACAUCUGUGGCAUUGUGUUGUGACACAACUGCACAUUUUAGAGUGGCCUUUUAUUGUCCUCAGCACAAGGUGCACCUGUGUAGUGAAUAUUCUGUUAAAUCAGCUUGUUGAUAUGCCACACUUGUCAGGUGGAUGGAUUAUCUUGGCAAUGGAGAAAUGCUCAUCAACAGGGAUGAGAAAUAAGCUUUUUGUGCCUAUGGAAUAUUUCUGUGAUCUUUUAUUUUUGCUUAUGAAACAUGGGACCAACAUGUUGCGUUCAUAUUUUUGUUCAGUGUAGAUAGAUUUAGUUGUUGAAGUGGUGGUUGCCCCUUCAGAAUAGUAUUUAUUACAUAUCACAAGGUGAUAUGUCCCCAUUUUUCAGACGUGUAUAAAAUCCCAGAACCCAAUUGGCCAUUCAAACGCUACAGCCUAGUAGCAACCGAAAUUUCCCUUUGAGAAUGCAGAAAGUAACACCAAUAUUGAUAAUAUCUCAUAACAAGCCCUAUGAGAGAGAACUUUUUUUUUCUCCACCAGUGACCCAAAUGCUUGCCGUAACCAUUGUUUCUCUUGCUUUCCCUUCACUGAUAAGUGGCUUGGGGACGUGGCCAUGCUAUUAUCAAGUGUUCCUUAAAAUGUUUUAUUUCGUGGUAACAUUAUUUAAGGCUUAGUUAGACAUAGGGAAACUUGUGUAUGAUUGUCAAUGGUCUUAGAGAUAUUAAUGGUUGUCUGUCUGUACUCUCUCCCCCCCUCCCCAAGGUCCCCGUCUCCAGAGCCCAUCUACAACAGCGAGGGGAAGAGGCUGAACACCAGGGAGUACCGCACACGCAAGAAGAUCGAGGAGGAGCGUCACUCUCUCAUCACCGAUAUGGUGGCACUCAACCCUGAGUUCAAGCCCCCUGCUGACUACAAGUAUGUGUCCUGUUUUCUGUAUCUCCUAACAUAGUCUUGUUUAUUUGGAUCCCCAUUAGCUGUUACUAGAGCAACAGCUGUUUAUCCUCUAGUUUGUUUCCCCCUCCCCCCAGAUUUGUUUAUUUCUUGUUUGUUCCCUAUGGCGUUUGGUGAUAUCUCAUUUUCAUUUCCCUUUAUGGUCGGUCUGAGUUUCAGAGCUAUUGCUGUAUGUCUUUGGUAGUUUUAUGGCUUCUGAGAACAGCCAUGCUUUAUUUUCUUCACCUUGGCUUGAAUGUGUAGAGGCUGGGUUAUAGCCUUCACUAUACUGAACAUAAUUGUCCCCCACAGGCCCCCAGCUACUAGGGUCAACGACAAGGUGAUGAUCCCACAGGACGAGUACCCUGAGAUUAACUUUGUUGGGUUGCUCAUUGGGCCACGGUGAGCUAUAAGCCUUUACCGUGGAUCUAUCUAAUGUUCCCUUGUGUUGUGGGUCUAUUUGGGGGUUUACUUGGAAGUCCAGUAGGUGGUGCCUAUGAGUCCUUACUACACACACUGAGUAUGUUACUUGUGUCCUUGCAGUGGCAACACCCUGAAGAACAUAGAGAAGGAGUGCUGUGCCAAGAUCAUGAUCCGUGGCAAGGGCUCUGUGAAGGAGGGCAAGGUGGGCCGUAAGGACGGUCAGAUGCUGCCAGGGGAGGAUGAGCCGCUGCACGCCCUGGUCACCGCCAACACCAUGGAGAAUGUCAAGAAGGCGGUGGAACAGGUCAGCUCACACCCCCCACACCCAUCACACUGUCAACUUGUUCUCGUUAUCUACUAGCUUACAGUGAGGGGGGAAAAGUAUUUGAUCCCCUGCUGAUUUUGUACGUUUGCCCACUGACAAAGAAAUGAUCAGUCUAACUUUAAUGGUAGGUUUAUUUGAACAGUGAGAGACAGAAUAACAACAAAUAAAUCUAGAAAAACGCAUGUCAAAAAUGUUAUAAAUUGAAUUGUAUUUUAAUGAAGGAAAUAAGUAUUUGACCCCCUCUCAAUCAGAAAGAUUUCUGGCUCCCAGGUGUCUUUUAUACAGGUAACAAACUGAGAUUAGGAGCACACUCUUAAAGGGAGUGCUCCUAAUCUCAGUUUGUUACCUGUAUAUCAAUUUUAUUUUAUAUAGCCCUUCUUACAUCAGCUAAUAUCUUGAAGUGCUGUACAGAAACCCAGCCUAAAACCCCAAACAGCUAGUAAUGCAGGUGUAGAAGCACGGUGGCUAGGAAAAACUCCCUAGAAAGGCAAAACCUAGGAAGAAACCUAGAGAGGAACCAGGCUAUGAGGGGUGGCCAGUCCUCUUCUGGCUGUGCCGGGUGGAGAUUAUAACAGAACCAUGCCAAGAUGUUCAAAAAUGUUCAUAAGUGACAAGCAUGGUCAAAUAAUAAUCAGGAAUAAAUCUCAGUUGGCUUUUCAUAGCCGAUCAUUAAGAGUUGAAAACAGCAGGUCUGGGACAGGUAGGGGUUCCAUAACCGCAGGCAGAACAGUUUAAACUGGAAUAGCAGCAAGGCCAGGCGGACUGGGGACAGCAAGGAGUCACCACGGCCGGUAGUCCCGACGUAUGGUCCUAGGGCUCAGGUCUCUCAGUUGGCUUUUCAUAGCCGAUCAUUAAGAGUUGAAAACAGCAGGUCUGGGACAGGUAGGGGUUUCGUAGCCGCAGGCAGAACAGUUGAAACUGGAAUAGCAGCAAGGCCAGGCGGACUGGGGACAGCAAGGUGUCAUCAUGCCCGGUAGUCCUGACGUAUGGUCCUAGGGCUCAGGUUCUCAGAGAGAAAGAGAGAACGAGAGAAUUAGAGAGAGCAUACUUAAAUUCACACAGGACACUGGAUAAGACAGGAGAAGUACUCCAGGUAUAACCAACUAACCCCAGCCCCCCGACUAAUAAACUACUGCAGCAUAAAUACGACCCAUUUUCAAUGCCCUGGCUGAGGAAAGGAGGUUCUCACCCAAGAUUUGACGGUACAUGGUCCCGUCCAUCGUCCCUUUGAUGCAGUGUAGUUGUCCUGUCCCCUUAGCAGAAAAAAGACACCUGUCCACAGAAGCAAUCAAUCAAUCAGAUUCCAAACUCUCCACCAUGGCCAAGACCAAAGAGCUCUCCAAGGAUGUCAGGGACAAGAUUGUAGACCUACACAAGGCUGGAAUGGGCUACAAGACCACCGCCAAGCAGCUUGGUGAGAAGGUGACAACAGUUGGUGCGAUUAUUCGCAAAUGGAAGAAACACAAAAUAACUGUCAAUCUCCCUCGGCCUGGGGCUCCAUGCAAGAUCUCACCUCAUGGAGUUACAAUGAUCAUGAGAACGGUGAGGAAUCAGCCCAGAACUACACGGGAGGAUCUUGUCAAUGAUCUCAAGGCAGCUGGGACCAUAGUCACCAAGAAAACAAUUGGUAACACACUACGCCGUGAAGGACUGAAAUCCUGCAGCGCCCGCAAGGUCCCCCUGCUCAAGAAAGCACAUAUACAGGCCUGUCUGAAGUUUGCCAAUGAACAUCUGAAUGAUUCAGAGGAGAACUGGGUGAAAGUGUUGUGGUCAGAUGAGACCAAAAUGGAGCUCUUUGGUAUCAACUCAACUCGCCGUGUUUGGAGGAGGAGGAAUGCUGCCUAUGACCCCAAGAAUACCAUCCCUACUGUCAAACAUGGAGGUGGAAACAUUAUACUUUGGGGGUGAUUUUCUGCUAAGGGGACAGGACAACUACACUGCAUCAAAGGGACGAUGGACGGGGCCAUGUACCGUCAAAUCUUGGGUGAGAACCUCCUUUCCUCAGCCAGGGCAUUGAAAAUGGGUCGUGGAUGGGUAUUCCAGCAUGACCCAAAAAACACGGCCAAGGCAACAAAGGAGUGGCUCAAGAAGAAGCACAUUAAGGUCCUGGAGUGGCCUAGCCAGUCUCCAGACCUUAAUCCCAUAGAACAUCUGUGGAGGGAGCUGAAGGUUCGAGUUGCCAAACAUCAGGCUCGAAACCUUAAUGACUUGGAGAAGAUCUACAAAGAGGAGUGGGACAAAAUCCCUCCUGAGAUGGGUGCAAACCUGGUGGCCAACUACAAGAAACGUCUGACCUCUGUGAUUGCCAACAAGGGUUUUGCCACGAUGUACUAAGUCAUGUUUUGCAGAGGGGUCAAAUACUUACUUCCCUCAUUAAAAUGCAAAUCAAUUUAUAACAUUUUUGACAUGCGUUUUUCUGGAUUUUUUUUGUUGUUAUUCUGUCUCUCACUGUUCAAAUAAACCUACCAUUUUAAAAUUAUAGACUGAUCAUUUCUUUGUCAGUGGGCAAAGGUACAAAAUCAGCAGGGGAUCAAAUACUUUUUUCCCUCACUGUACCUUUCAGUGUCUUUUGAGUUGUAUUAUACUGCCACUAUGCAGUUGUAGUUUGAUUUGUCCACACAUGCUGAGAGUGGUCCAAUCUUGUCUCCUCCGUAGAUCCGUACCAUCCUGAAGCAGGGCAUCGAGACCCCUGAGGACCAGAACGACCUGAGGAAGAUGCAGCUGAGGGAGCUGGCCAGACUCAACGGGACCCUGAGAGAGGACGACAACCGGUGAGCCUGCCACAUUUUGACAGCAGCCAUUCUGUGACGGUUGCAUAAUCACAGGUACCCUGCCUGGCCUGGAUAAAUGUGCUCUCCUCUUCACUUCUCUUGGUUAAAUAUGAAAUGUUUCUCUUUGUUCCCCCCCCCAGGAUCCUUCGUCCGUGGCAGAGCACUGAACCCCGCAGUGUCACCAACACCACCCUCUGUACCAAGUGUGGUGGCGCAGGCCACAUCUCCUCUGACUGCAAGUUCACCAGGUAACUAACCAGCUACAUACUGUUACAUAAAGGAUUUCUGGUCAGAAAGCAGUCUUUUUGCUUGCACACAUUGAAUGACUUUGAAACCAGAUUAUUUUAGCUAACCCAAUCUGGUUUUUGAGAUGAUGCCAGGAACCUGCCCCUUGAGGCGUUGCAGUCCGACUGUAAGUGUGGAGCCUGUGUCAUGAGGGGUGGAGAGUGACAAUGGCUAUGUCUACGCAGAGGUCCCAGAACAGUGGCUACUUGGAGUGAUCAUAGCGCAGACUGAAAAACUAAAGAAAAUAAGGCCAUUCAGGAUCUUUUCCAAAAACCUGCCAUGCAUUAAAAGGAACUCUCUCCUCUCUCUAGCUCCUUUGCGGCGCCCAGGGCCGGUGAGCCUCCCCAGUCUGCCCAGGACAAGGCCCGUAUGGACAAGGAGUAUCUGUCCCUCAUGGCUGAACUGGGCGAGGCCCCUGUGCCCUCCUCUGGCGGGGGACACUCCAACAACCAGAACAGUGGCCACAACAGAGGCAUCAACAACAACCAGCCACCACCGGUGAGUUAAGUGAAGUGACUAGCACGACCUGAGCUUCCAUUUUCUUAGUCUAGCCAUAAAAUAGGCCUUAUGUUCCAAGUUAGAAGAUUCAUGGAUGCUUUUUUGGUGCCUGAGGAGAUUGAGUUUCAUCAGCAGACAAGCUUACAGACGAGACGAUAAAGAAUACAAGCCAUAAGCCAAAAAGUGCCUCUUGUCUCACUCUGUCUUUAUGCAGCAGAGCCGUCCUCCCUGGAUGAACUCUGGCCAGUCUGAGAACAGGAACUUCAACAGCAUGCACGGAGGCCAUGGUGGUCAUGGCAACCAACACGGUGGUCAUGGCAACCACGGGGGUCAUGGAGGUCACGGAGGUCACCACAACUACCCACCCCCCAUGUCCAACAUGGGAGGGCACAACAUGCCCCCCAACAACGGAAUGCCACCCCCGUGGAUGCAGCCCCCACCGCCCCCAAUGGGCCAGGGACAUGGACACCAUAUGGGUAAGAGAGACACCGCCUGCUGUUGAAAUGGGCCGUCUUGUUUCCAUGUUGUUAUCCCAGUUUGUAAAUUGCGUUUGUGGUGUCAUGUACACAUACAUUUUAAUAAACACAGGCCAUCUGUGCUUUGUCUUUGUAAACCAAUCGGUUGUGGCAUCUUGUGUCCCUUCAUAUUUUCUCAUUUGUCUUCAGGUCUGCUGCCACCACCCAUGGGUAUGAUGCCACCACCACCUCCGCCCCCCAACAACCAGCCUCCCCCGCCACCCUCGGGUCCCCUGCCACCAUGGCAACAGCAGGCCCCCCACCCCCUCCCGCCAGCAGCAUGGCCACUAGUGCACCACUGCCAUGGCAACAGAGUAAGAACACUAGAUGCAGGCUCUUUGUUUCUGAAGCUUUGGCCUGUUAAACAGAGAAGUACAGCCAGUUUCUCACACUUUUCAUGUUAGCUUUUGGAGAUUUGACACAUGGCUGCUUUACAUAGAAAAUGUUUGAAGUAUUUCCUCAUUCCUGUAAGAUCUUAGAGGGAUUUCCAACGUUGAAUAAGUGCAGCAUGUUUUUUCUUGAAUGUCAUACUAACUAAAGUUAUUUCCUCCCCAGAUACCACCACAACGUCCAGUCCUGGCACUGGCAACCUGCCACCCUGGCAGCAGCCCCAACAGUCCGCCUCGGCCACCCAGCCUCCCCCCCCCAUGGGCAACCCCUCCAUGGUCCCCCCACCACCUGGGGUCCAGCCCCCUCUCCCCCCCGGCGCCCCUCCUCCCCCUCCUCCCCCACCCCCCGGCUCGGCCGGCAUGAUGUAUGCCCCUCCUCCCCCCCCGCCCAUGGACCCCUCCAACUUUGUCACCAUGAUGGGGAUGGGUGUGACGGGCAUGCCCCCCUUCGGUAUGCCCCCCGCACCACCACCUCCACCCCCCCAGAAUUAA
This is a messenger RNA of Coregonus sp. 'balchen', 14802 nucleotides long. Lineage: Eukaryota; Metazoa; Chordata; Actinopteri; Salmoniformes; Salmonidae. The record is from the annotation of a GenBank genome assembly.